AUGGUUGUUGCUCUGAAGGAGCUGUCCAUUCGAGGGGACUUCAGAACCACUGUGGAGUACUUAAUUAAGCUGCUUGAAACGGAAAGCUUUCAGCAGAACAGCAUUGACACUGGUUGGCUGGACCGGCUCAUUGCAGAAAAAGUUCAGGCAGAGAGACCAGACACCAUGCUGGGGGUGGUAUGUGGGGCUCUCCACGUGGCCGAUGUGAGCCUUCGGAAUAGCAUCUCCAACUUCCUCCACUCCCUGGAGAGAGGCCAAGUCUUGCCUGCUCAUACUUUAUUAAACACAGUAGAUGUGGAACUCAUCUAUGAAGGGAAGAAAUAUGUACUAAAGGUAGCUCGGCAGUCUCCAAACUCCUACGUUGUCAUCAUGAAUGGUUCCUGUGUGGAGGUUGAUGUUCACCGGCUAAGUGAUGGAGGUCUCCUUUUGUCCUAUGAUGGGAGUAGCUACACCACCUAUAUGAAAGAAGAGGUGGACAGGUAUCGUAUCACCAUCGGCAAUAAAACCUGUGUAUUUGAGAAGGAAAACGACCCGUCGAUCCUGCGGUCACCGUCAGCUGGGAAGCUCAUCCAAUAUGUGGUGGAAGAUGGUGGACAUGUCUUUGCUGGACAAUGUUUUGGGGAAAUCGAGGUGAUGAAGAUGGUAAUGACGCUCACGGCGGCCGAAUCGGGCUGCAUCCAUUAUGUGAAGCGCCCUGGGGCAGCCCUCGAACCUGGGUGUGUAAUUGCUAAACUGCAGCUGGAUGACCCAAGCCGAGUUCAACAGGCUGAACUCCAUAUGGGAACCUUGCCCCAGAUUCAGAGCACAGCACUCCGGGGUGAGAAGCUCCACCGGAUCUUCCAUUAUGUCUUUGACAACCUGCUCAACGUGAUGAAUGGGUACUGUCUUCCAGAACCCUUUUUCACCAGCAAGGUGAAGAACUGGGUUGAACGGUUAAUGAAGACUCUUCGGGACCCAUCCUUGCCUCUCCUGGAGCUUCAGGAUAUCAUGACCAGUGUCUCUGGGCGGAUCCCCCCCAAUGUGGAAAAAUCCAUCAAAAAGGAAAUGGCGCAAUAUGCAAGUAACAUCACAUCUGUCCUCUGCCAGUUCCCCAGCCAACAGAUCGCCAAUAUUCUAGACAGUCACGCAGCCACCUUAAACCGCAAAUCGGAGCGUGAGGUUUUUUUCAUGAACACUCAGAGUAUUGUGCAGCUGGUUCAAAGAUACCGAAGUGGCAUCCGAGGUCACAUGAAGGCGGUGGUGAUGGAUUUGCUCCGGCAAUACCUAAAGGUGGAAACUCAGUUCCAACACGGUCACUACGAUAAGUGUGUCUUUGCUCUUCGAGAGGAGAACAAAAGUGAUAUGAACACUGUCCUCAACUACAUCUUUUCCCACGCCCAAGCUACCAAGAAGAACCUCCUUGUGACAAUGCUUAUUGACCAGUUAUGUGGCCGAGACCCAACGUUGACUGAUGAGCUGAUUAACAUUCUGACGGAGCUGACCCAGUUGAGUAAGACCACCAAUGCCAAAGUGGCCCUCCGAGCCCGCCAGGUACUCAUCGCUUCCCACCUGCCCUCCUACGAACUCCGUCACAAUCAGGUGGAAUCCAUCUUCCUUUCGGCCAUUGAUAUGUACGGACAUCAGUUCUGCAUAGAGAAUCUGCAGAAACUCAUCCUUUCCGAGACCUCCAUCUUUGAUGUGCUACCAAACUUCUUCUAUCACAGCAACCAAGUGGUGCGGAUGGCAGCUCUGGAGGUGUAUGUUCGAAGAGCAUACAUUGCCUAUGAGCUGAACAGCGUCCAACAUCGUCAACUGAAAGACAACACGUGUGUAGUGGAAUUCCAGUUUAUGCUCCCUACUUCACAUCCAAACAGAGGGAACAUUCCCACGCUCAACAGAAUGUCCUUCUCGUCCAACCUUAACCACUAUGGGAUGGUCCAUGUGGCCAGUGUGAGUGAUGUUCUCCUGGACAGCUCUUUCACCCCACCGUGCCAGCGCAUGGGAGGCAUGGUUUCCUUCCGAACCUUUGAAGAAUUCGUCCGACUUUUUGAUGAGGUUAUGGGAUGCUUUUGUGACUCUCCUCCUCAAAGCCCCACCUUUCCUGAAUCAGGACACCCAUCUCUGUAUGAUGAAGACAAGAGUGCUAGAGAUGAGCCUAUCCAUAUCCUGAAUGUCGCCAUUAAGACUGAUUGUGACAUAGAUGAUGAAGGUCUUGCUGCCAUGUUCAGGGAAUUCACGCAGAGCAAGAAAUCUGUGCUGAUCGACCAUGGAAUUCGUCGGCUAACUUUUCUGGUGGCCCAAAAGGAUUUCAGAAAACAAAUCAACUAUGAGGUGGACCAAAGAUUUCAUAGGGAAUUUCCCAAAUUCUUUACAUUCCGUGCCAGGGAUAAGUUUGAAGAGGACAGAAUCUACCGCCACUUGGAGCCAGCCUUGGCAUUCCAGCUGGAGCUGAACCGAAUGCGCAACUUUGACCUCACCGCCAUCCCAUGUGCCAAUCACAAAAUGCACCUCUAUCUGGGGGCAGCGAAAGUUGAGGCAGGAGCUGAGGUUACCGACUACCGAUUCUUUGUACGGGCGAUCAUCCGCCAUUCGGACUUGGUGACUAAGGAAGCAUCGUUUGAAUACCUGCAAAAUGAGGGAGAGCGCUUGCUUUUAGAAGCCAUGGAUGAGCUGGAAGUGGCUUUCAACAACACAAACGUGCGCACCGACUGCAACCACAUAUUCCUCAACUUUGUCCCUACAGUUAUUAUGGAUCCAUCAAAGAUUGAAGAGUCUGUUCGGAGCAUGGUUAUGCGCUACGGCAGCCGUCUGUGGAAGCUCCGAGUCCUGCAGGCUGAGCUGAAGAUUAACAUUCAGCUCACACCCAGUGGCAAGGCUAUCCCAAUCCGGCUGUUCUUGACCAAUGAAUCUGGCUAUUACCUCGACAUAAGCCUGUAUAAAGAAGUGACUGACUCCAGAACUGCUCAAAUUAUGUUCCAGGCUUAUGGUGAUAAGCAAGGGCCCCUACAUGGAAUGCUGAUCAAUACUCCUUAUGUGACAAAGGACUUACUCCAGUCUAAGAGAUUCCAGGCCCAGUCGCUGGGGACAACAUAUGUAUAUGAUAUUCCUGAAAUGUUUCGGCAGGCUCUGAUCAAAUUAUGGGACUCGAUGAAAGAGCUUGCGAUUCUCCCUGCUCCUCCUCUGCCUUCCGACAUGCUGACCUAUACAGAGCUGGUCUUGGAUGACCAAGGCCAGUUGGUACAGAUGAACAGACUUCCAGGGGGAAAUGAGAUUGGAAUGGUGGCUUGGCGCAUGACUCUCAAGUCUCCUGAAUAUCCAGAUGGCCGAGACAUUAUCGUCAUUAGCAAUGAUAUCACGUACUGGAUCGGGUCCUUUGGCCCCCAAGAAGACUUGCUUUUUCUCAGAGCCUCAGAGCUGGCUCGCAUGCAGGGUGUCCCCAGGAUUUAUGUCGCUGCCAACAGUGGUGCCAGGAUUGGCUUGGCUGAAGAGAUCCGUCACAUGUUCCACGUUGCGUGGGAAGACCCAGCCGACCCCUAUAAGGGAUUCAAGUAUCUGUACCUAACUCCUCAAGAUUAUAAGAAAGUCAGUGCUUUGAACUCGGUACACUGUGAGCAUGUGGAAGAUGGAGGAGAAUCACGGUAUAAAAUUACAGAUAUUAUUGGGAAAGAGGAUGGCCUGGGGACUGAGAACCUGCGGGGAUCUGGCAUGAUUGCUGGAGAAUCAUCCCUUGCUUAUGAAGAGGUCAUCACAAUUAACCUGGUGACCUGUCGUGCCAUUGGAAUUGGGGCUUAUGUUGUUCGACUGGGACAAAGGACAAUCCAAGUGGAAAAUUCACAUAUAAUCUUGACCGGAGCUGGAGCUCUCAACAAAGUGCUUGGAAGAGAGGUGUACACUUCUAAUAACCAGUUGGGUGGCAUCCAGAUCAUGCAUAACAACGGAGUGACCCACAGCACUGUGUGUGACGACUUUGAAGGUGUCUAUACCAUUCUGCAAUGGCUCUCUUACAUGCCAAAGAGUGUGUUCAGUCCAGUUCCGAGGCUCACUGUGAAGGACCCGAUAGACAGGACAAUUGAAUUCCUUCCCACCAAGGCCCCCUACGAUCCUCGCUGGAUGCUUACUGGACGACCUCACCCAACUCAAAAGGGCCAAUGGCUAAGUGGUUUCUUUGAUUACGGCUCUUUUUUGGAGAUCAUGCAGCCCUGGGCUCAGACUGUUGUAGUUGGUAGAGCCAGGCUGGGUGGGAUACCACUUGGAGUGGUUGCUGUUGAAACGAGGACAGUGGAACUGAGCAUUCCUGCAGAUCCUGCAAACCUAGACUCAGAAGCCAAGAUUAUCCAGCAAGCUGGCCAAGUAUGGUUUCCUGAUUCUGCCUUCAAAACCGCUGAAGCGAUCAAGGAUUUUAACCGGGAAGGACUUCCGCUGAUCGUCUUUGCCAACUGGAGAGGUUUCUCAGGUGGAAUGAAAGAUAUGUAUGACCAGGUGCUGAAGUUUGGGGCCUAUAUUGUGGACGGUCUGCGAGAAUAUAAGCAACCAGUCCUUGUUUAUAUCCCACCCCAAGCAGAACUCAGAGGAGGAUCCUGGGUUGUGAUCGAUUCCACCAUUAAUCCUCGACAUAUGGAGAUGUAUGCUGACCGGGACAGCAGAGGUGGUGUCUUGGAACCUGAAGGGACUGUGGAAAUCAAAUUCCGAAAGAAGGACUUAGUGAAAACAAUGAGGCGUGUGGAUCCCAUUUAUAUGGGACUGGCAGAGCGACUUGGCACCCCGGAGUUAAACCCGGCUGAGCGGAAGGAACUGGAGGCCAAGCUGAAGGAACGGGAAGAAUUCCUAAUUCCCAUUUACCAUCAGGUAGCUGUACAGUUUGCUGACUUGCAUGACACGCCCGGCCGAAUGCAGGAGAAGGGUGUCAUUACAGAUGUCCUCGAAUGGAAGACGUCCCGUUCGUUCUUCUACUGGAGAAUACGGCGCCUUCUUCUGGAGGACUUGGUCAAGAAAAAGAUCCACACUGCAAAUCCUGAACUGACCGAUGGCCAGAUCCAGGCAAUGCUGAGACGCUGGUUUGUGGAAGUCGAAGGCACAGUUAAGGCCUACUUGUGGGAUAGCAACAAAGACCUAGUGGAGUGGCUGGAGAAACAGCUGGCAGAGGAAGAAGGUGUCCGCUCAGUGGUUGACGAGAACAUCAAAUACAUUUCCAGGGACUACAUACUCAAACAGAUACGAAGCUUGGUCCAGGCUAAUCCAGAGAUAGCCAUGGAUUCCAUCGUCCACAUGACCCAGCACAUAUCACCAACCCAGCGGGCCGAGAUCGUGCGCAUUCUUUCCACAAUGGACUCUCCCGCCUCCACGUAAGAGGAUGUCCCCAUCACAGUGGGAAAGAAGAGGCUGCUUGCUGCUCUCAACCUCACAACAUGGACCUGCCAAGAAAUGCUGGAAAUUGACUUUUUAAUUUUUUUAAAAAAUCAGACUUCAAUGGAAGACAGCCUCCUUCUAGUUGCAAAAGACUCUAGGAGUGCAGGCUCCCCCUAAAAUAAUUUAUGGAUGUCACAUAAUCGUACCUAUUUAUUUAACAGAAAGUGACUGGACCAAUAUUGUAACUAAUGGUUGUUUGUACAGCACUUAUCCAGAGAUUAAGAAUGGUCCUGUUGUA
Molecule: messenger RNA, 5623 nt
Organism: Python bivittatus (Burmese python)
Lineage: Eukaryota; Metazoa; Chordata; Lepidosauria; Squamata; Pythonidae
Source: RefSeq, a predicted model, not a curated record